AUGGGUGACGCUGUAGCUCCAAACGCCCUCGCCGAUACCACGCGAGUGGAGGCACCCGUCACCUUCAAGACGUAUAUGAUGUGUGCCUUUGCAGCCUUUGGUGGUAUCUUCUUCGGUUAUGAUUCCGGUUAUAUCAACGGUGUCAUGGGCAUGAGUUAUUUCAUCCAAGAAUUUGAAGGCUUGGAUCCUGCCACCACCGACUCGGAUCAUUUCGUUGUCUCAUCGUGGAAGAAAUCCUUGAUCACAUCCAUCUUGUCGGCAGGUACAUUCUUCGGUGCUUUGAUUGCUGGUGAUCUUGCGGACUGGUUUGGACGUCGCAUCACCAUCGUCUCCGGUUGUGCUAUCUUCAUCGUUGGUGUCGUUUUGCAGACCGCAUCAACCACCGUAGCUCUUCUCGUAGUGGGACGUUUGAUUGCGGGAUUCGGUGUCGGUUUUGUGUCGGCCAUCAUUAUCCUGUACAUGUCAGAGAUUGCUCCUCGCAAGGUCCGCGGUGCCAUUGUGUCGGGUUACCAGUUCUGUAUCACCAUUGGUCUGAUGCUGGCUUCUUGUGUCGACUAUGCCACUCAGAAUCGCACUGACUCCGGUUCCUAUCGCAUUCCAAUUGGCAUUCAGAUUGCUUGGGCCCUCAUCCUCGGUGGGGGGUUGCUCAUGCUACCUGAAUCGCCCCGUUAUUUCGUCAGAAAGGGCCAGCUCGACAAGGCGUCCCAUGUCCUCGCUCGUGUCCGUGGCCAGCCCGAGGAUUCGGAGUAUAUCAAGCAGGAGCUAGCAGAGAUCGUUGCCAACAACGAAUACGAGAUGCAAGCGAUGCCCCAGGGUGGCUACUUCACCACCUGGCUGAACUGCUUCCGUGGAAGUCUGUUCCACCCCAACAGCAACCUCCGCCGUACCGUCCUAGGUACUUCUCUUCAGAUGAUGCAGCAAUGGACCGGUGUCAACUUCGUGUUCUACUUCGGUACCACGUUCUUCACCUCCCUCGGAACAAUUUCGAAUCCCUUCCUGAUUAGCAUGAUCACCACCAUCGUCAAUGUUUGCUCGACUCCCGUCUCAUUCUACACCAUGGAGAAGGUUGGACGUCGUCCCCUGCUGUUGUGGGGUGCUCUGGGCAUGGUUAUCUGCCAGUUUAUUGUCGCCAUUACCGGUACCGUCGUCGGUGACAAGGGCGGCAACAACGCUGCGGUCAGCGCGGAGAUCUCUUUCAUCUGCAUUUACAUCUUCUUCUUCGCCAGCACCUGGGGUCCUGGCGCCUGGGUUGUCAUCGGCGAGAUCUUCCCUCUGCCCAUUCGUUCGCGCGGUGUGGCUCUGUCCACUGCGUCUAACUGGCUUUGGAACUGCAUCAUCGCCGUCAUCACUCCAUACAUGGUUGACCAGGACAAGGGCGAUCUCAAGUCCAAGGUGUUCUUCAUCUGGGGAUCCCUCUGCGCCUGCGCCUUCCUCUACACCUACUUCCUCAUCCCCGAGACCAAGGGACUCACCCUCGAGCAGGUCGACAAGAUGAUGGAGGAGACCACGCCACGGACCUCUGCCAAGUGGAAGCCUCACACCACCUUCGCCGCCGACAUGGGACUCACCGAGAAGGACAUCACCGACAAAGUCCACGUCGCCCACCGGGAAGUCUAA
Aspergillus oryzae RIB40 is the source of this 1617-nucleotide messenger RNA. Its product is annotated as sugar porter family MFS transporter. The record is from RefSeq and is a predicted model, not a curated record. The transcript is spliced from 5 exons. Gene Ontology annotation, cellular component: membrane. Bases 1 to 1617 code for a protein of 538 amino acids. Gene Ontology annotation, molecular function: carbohydrate:proton symporter activity. Gene Ontology annotation, biological process: transmembrane transport; carbohydrate transport. Lineage: Eukaryota; Fungi; Ascomycota; Eurotiomycetes; Eurotiales; Aspergillaceae.